AUGCCGCUCCCAAAACGCCUAGUGCAGCCGGUGUUCGUUGCACGGUCAGUGUACGUGCGCGAGGAGCUGCCGGCCGAGCUUGAGACGGUAACCAACACGACACUCACCAACAUCGUCCGUCAGUUGUCCUCACUCUCGAAACAUGCGGAGGAUCUGUUCGGCGAGCUGGCCCGUGAUGCGGGCGGUCUGGCCGAGCGAGCCAACUCGUUGCAGGCGCGUAUUGAUCGUCUCGCGAUAAAGGUCACCCAGCUGGACAGCACCGUGGAGGAGGUAUCGCUGCAAGACAUACAGAUGAAGAAGGCUUUCAAAAGUGCCACAAUGUUCGACCAGCAGAUCUUCUCCCGGGCGACGAUGCCGUCGGCAAUGCUGGAGGUGUAUAAGACUUGCGAUAAACCACCGCCACUGGAUAAGCUGAACUGUUACCGAGAUGACGGUAAAGAUGGUUUGAAGUUCUACACCGAUCCGAACUACUUCUUCGAGCUAUGGCGACAGGAGAUGCUGAAAGAUACGGAACGGGUUAUGCACGACCGUGGAAAGAAGGUCCACAAACCGAGAGCAGAGGGUGGCGCAGAUGGUGGUGGGCGACAGAAGAAGCGACCACGUGCCCCGCACAACACGCGCGAAAAGCAACGCCAGCGUGCCAUCGGCCAUGGCGAAACGCUGAUGCCAAAUAACGUCAUCUACCGCACGCCAAAUGCGAUCAUCGGUUCGCAGGAGGAGGCAAUCUACAACAGUGCUAUGGCGGGAGGUCCCGGCGGUAGCAUGAUCUACGAUUCACGUUCAUCGUCCGCGAUGGGCGGUAGUAGCAGCGGUGGUGCCGCACGGCCAAACUCCAUCGAGCUCCGGCGAAGCUAUCAGCAACCGCACGAGAUGGUUGACGGUGGUGGUUAUGCGCCACCGUCACCGGGCGGUGGUUACCACCUUCAGCAGAUGGCGUCCCAGCUACAGCAUCAGCAGGCCGGCGGUGUUUAUCAGCAACAGCAACCAAUAUACGACCAGUACGGUAAUCCAUCGAUUUACGGUUCCGGCGCGAACCAGAUGUCGCAGGAAAGUUUGUACGCACCCGGUACGCCUUCGCGGUCGAAAUCGCGCCCAUCACAGCCACCACCAGCCCCACCAUCAUCCGGCAGUGGCGGUGGCACACCGAAUGCCUCGAACGCGAACACACCGACGCGCAGCCGAAGCCUGUCGACCGGGCGCGAUAAUUUACCACCGCCACCACCGAUUCCGGAGGGUUUGCAAUCGCCACCGCACGGUAUGAGCAAUGGUGGCACGGGCGUUGCUGCUAAGAUGCUGUUGAUCCGAUCCGGUUCACGGGCAGGAUCGCCGCAGCUGGGCAUGACCGGUUCGCAGCAGCAGCAACAGCACCAGCAACAUCAACACCAGCACGUUGUCAUGAAGUCGAUGAUGGACCAGAAUCAGCUUGCGCUGGACCAACUAAACCAGCAGAUAAACAAUCUGAACAAUCUCAACAUGCAGCUGAACCAGAUGUCGAUGAACGAUCUGCCGCCACCGCCACCGAUACCGGAACAGCUAUCGCCCAAACAAUCACCACCAAAUGUGGCUCCACCGCCUCCACCACCACCACCGCCUAUGCUGGACGGUCCGUUAAGUCCUACGAAGGCACCACUAGCAAACGGUGAUCUAUACAAUAUGCCGAAAAUGCACCAACUGAAGAAGAUUCCUCCGCAAGAGAAGAUAACCUACGAUGAUCCGCGCAGCGAUUUAAUGAAGGCCAUUCGAGACGGUAUCAAACUGCGCAAGGUAGAGAAACAAAAUCACGAAGCGAAGGAAAACGAUCGCAACAAGGGCCUGCACGAUGUGGCCUCAAUAUUGGCCCGACGUGUCGCCAUCGAGCUGUCCGAGUCGGAAUCAUCCGAAAGCGACGACGAUAGUGAGGGCUGGCAGGAAACGAACGAAACGUCCGCAUGA
Anopheles marshallii is the source of this 1932-nucleotide messenger RNA. RefSeq names its product actin-binding protein WASF3 (gene SCAR). Gene Ontology annotation, cellular component: cytoskeleton. The record is from RefSeq and is a predicted model, not a curated record. Gene Ontology annotation, molecular function: actin binding; Arp2/3 complex binding; protein kinase A regulatory subunit binding. Bases 1 to 1932 code for a protein of 643 amino acids. Gene Ontology annotation, biological process: positive regulation of Arp2/3 complex-mediated actin nucleation; actin cytoskeleton organization. Lineage: Eukaryota; Metazoa; Arthropoda; Insecta; Diptera; Culicidae. The transcript is spliced from 4 exons.